Molecule: messenger RNA, 2173 nt
Organism: Polistes canadensis
Lineage: Eukaryota; Metazoa; Arthropoda; Insecta; Hymenoptera; Vespidae
Gene: Syp
Product: heterogeneous nuclear ribonucleoprotein R
Exons: 11
Coding region: 269-1858 (529 amino acids)
Cellular component (GO): nucleus; ribonucleoprotein complex
Molecular function (GO): mRNA binding
Source: RefSeq, a predicted model, not a curated record
UUAUUCUUCUUCUUCUAUCUUUCUUUUUUUUUUUUUGUUAUUUAAUUCGCCGUUAAAAAUUCGCAAACUUUUAUAAAGAUUACUCGAUAUUGUUUAGUCGUUUAAUACGAUGGAAAAAAAUGUGGUUAAUCAAAUCGAAUUGUUAUUCAUUUAACAAAUUUGUUAUAUCGGAGUAUUCUCGCGCUUUUAAACCUUUUCUAACGAUCUCUGCGUUAGCGCGGGAAAAUUCUUGCGUGUGUGUCUCUAAUUCAUCGAUUCGCUUAUCGCUAUGGCAGAAGGAAAUGGGGAAAUAAAAAUGGAAGAGAAGCAGUCGAAGGAGGAAAUGGAAUAUACAGAACGGACAGAAGACUACACAAAACUAAUCCAAUACGGACUAGAUGAAAAAGUGGCUGCAAAACUUGAUGAAAUUUACAAGACGGGAAAGCUGGCACAUGUGGAUUUGGAUGAAAGGGCAUUAGAUGCUUUAAAGGAAUUUCCAGUUGAAGGAGCAUUAAAUGUACUCACACAAUUCCUUGAAUCAAAUUUAGAACAUGUGUCCAACAAAUCAGCAUUUCUCUGUGGCGUAAUGAAAACUUAUAGGCAAAAAAGUCGUGCCGGUCAAGGUACUGGUACGAGUACGACAUCUAAGGCACCUGAUGAGGAUAAAAUCAAAAUGAUACUUGAAAGAACUGGUUAUCCAUUGGAUGUAACUACAGGGCAAAGAAAAUAUGGCGGACCGCCACCAAAUUGGGAGGGCCCGACUCCAGGAACUGGUUGUGAAGUGUUUUGUGGUAAAAUCCCAAAAGAUAUGUAUGAAGAUGAGUUAAUACCGUUAUUCGAAAAAUGUGGCAAAAUUUGGGAUUUGAGACUGAUGAUGGAUCCUAUGUCAGGUUGCAACAGGGGAUACGCAUUUAUCACUUUCACUAACAGGGAUGCUGCUCAAUUGGCUGUCCGUGAGCUGAAUGAUUAUGAGAUUCGGAAAGGGAAAAAGAUUGGUGUUACCGUAUCUUAUAACAAUCACCGCUUGUUUGUGGGAAAUAUUCCAAAGAAUCGAGACCGAGAUGACUUGUUCGAAGAGUUUACAAAGCACGCACCGGGCCUGACUGAGGUGAUUAUCUACAGUUCACCAGAUGAUAAAAAGAAGAACAGAGGUUUCUGCUUUCUAGAAUAUGAAUCUCAUAAAGCAGCCUCAUUAGCAAAACGAAGACUAAGCACUGGUCGCAUCAAGGUCUGGGGCUGUGAUAUCAUAGUUGAUUGGGCUGAUCCACAGGAAGAGCCUGAUGAAUUAACAAUGUCCAAAGUACGAGUGUUAUAUGUUAAAAAUUUAACGCAAGAUUGUUCUGAAGAAAAAUUAAAAGAAUGUUUCGAACAAUAUGGAAAAAUUGAAAGAGUUAAAAAAAUUAAGGACUACGCUUUUGUGCAUUUUGAAGACAGGGAUAAUGCUGUAAAGGCAAUGAACGAGUUAAAUGGUAUAGAAAUUGGUGGUUCGCAUAUAGAAAUUUCACUAGCUAAGCCUCCAUCUGAUAAAAAGAAGAAAGAAGAAAUUCUUAGAGCAAGGGAACGAAGAAUGAUGCAAUCAUUGCAAAGUCGUGGCGGAGGGUCUCCUUCCCACCCUGGAAUGAUGGGAGGCCCGAUGCCAGUUCGGGGUCCUGGACAAGGUCCUAGAGGCACAGGUGCAGGUAUGCGUGGACAAAUGGGACGAGGCGAUUAUGGCUGGGCGUGGGCGUGGAGUGGUGCCGCGUGGCCGAAUCGGUGGCCCGCAAACCACCCGUGGGCCAGUCAGGGGGGGGCGCAACCCCGCAACUACAGGGGCCCGUGGGGUCCAGCGACUGGCCGCUCGUGGGGGGGUCCGCGCCAAGGGAAGUUUACCAGCAGGUAAACGAAAAUUUGACGGGGGUCACCAGAACCAGGGGGAAUCUAAACGUCGCUUCCAGAGCAAUUGGGGAAACCAACCCCUCGCCCAACAACCGCUGGGCAAUGCGUACGGACUGGCGAGUGUGAAUGGUGGCAGUGGUGGUGGUGGCGGUGACAUAGGAUUUGGAGGAAGAUCUGCAGCACUCGGUGGCGUUUCUGGCGACGAUCACGAAUGGUAUCAAGACUCUUAUCAAUCGUGGAGCUAACUUCUGCGUGUAUGUGAGUGAGAAUACGCACGAACAUACGUAUAUAAUUGCAUAUAAAAACAAAACAAACAAAA